AUGUUACAAUGUAUUGUUAUUUUUUUACUUUAUUCUUCAAAAAUGAAAGAAAAGUAUACAAACAUAAUUGAAUGUGGUAUUUUGAAAUUUUCACAGAAUUUUAAAAGUAUAAGCAAAAGAUACUUUUCAUCUAAGAAUAUUGUUAAAAAGAAUUUUCUACAUUUAAAUUUUAAUGAAAAGUUUGAAGUAUUUUAUCAUAAUCUUGAUUUUAUGAAAUAUAUUUUACUAAAUAAUGGAAAAUUGUAUGAAUCUCAUUCAAGUGAAUAUGAUCAAUUAAAUAAAAUAAAAAAUUUGAAUGGAAAAUUUAUUACCAUUAUACUAAAUAAUACUUUAGAUAAAUAUACAGGUAAAAUAAUUUCCAACUCAGAUAUUAUAAUUUGUGCUGAUGGUGGAGCUAAUAGGUUAUAUAAUUUUUGUUUAAAAUUAAAAGAAGAAAAAAAUAUAAAUAAUAAACAAGAUUUAAAAGAAAGAAACGAAAAAAACAAAAUUGAAAUAGAUACAGGUAAAAAUGAAGACGUAAAAAGUAUUUAUAUGGAAGAUUUUUCAAGUAAAAGUACGAACAAUUCAGAUAUUAAUAUAUCAGAGAUAGAAGAAAAAGAUAUUUUAUAUAAAAAAAUAGAUAAAAAAAAAAAUGAUAAAAAUUUAAAAAAUAAUGGAGAAUGUACAGAUAAAAACAUUUUGUAUAAUAAAUUGGAUAAUAUAUUUAUUGAACCAAUAAAAAGAAAUAAAAACGAUUUAAAUUUCCCGCUUAAAAUAUUACCAGAUUUAGUUUGUGGUGAUUUUGAUAGUAUAAAUUCAGAAGUAUAUAACUAUUAUAAAAGCAAAUCAGUUUUAUUUGAAAGGUGUGAAGAUCAGAUAACAACUGACUUGGAUAAAUGUAUAAAUAAAAUAAAAGGAUACAUUAAAGAAAAUGAUAAAAUAAUAGUGUUAGGUGCAACAGGAAACAGGUUUGAUCAAACCUGUGCAAAUAUCUCAUCAUUGUAUAAAAAUAUAUCUUUAAAUAUAUAUUUGAUAAGUGAAAAUAAUUUCUUAUUUUUAUUAAAAGAAGGAAAUCAUAUUGUAAAUGUAAAUUUAAAUAUUUUUGAAAAAAAUUGUGGAAUUUUGCCAAUCGGUAACAAAUGUAAAGUUAAAACAGAAGGAUUAAAAUAUAAUUUAAAUUAUACAUAUUUAAGUUUUGACACCAUAAUAAGCUCAUCAAAUGAAAUUGUUCAAAAUGAAGUGAAAAUUUUUAAUGAAUCUCCUGUUUUGUGGUAUUCUCAGUUAAAAGAAAUUUAA
Messenger RNA from Plasmodium gallinaceum, 1275 nucleotides. RefSeq names its product thiamine pyrophosphokinase, putative (gene TPK). Gene Ontology annotation, molecular function: thiamine diphosphokinase activity; ATP binding; thiamine binding. Gene Ontology annotation, biological process: thiamine diphosphate biosynthetic process; thiamine metabolic process. The record is from RefSeq and is a predicted model, not a curated record. Lineage: Eukaryota; Apicomplexa; Aconoidasida; Haemosporida; Plasmodiidae. Bases 1 to 1275 code for a protein of 424 amino acids. The transcript has a single exon.